AUGUCAACACAUAACGUUCGAGACUUUGAACACUGGAAAAAUGGCGAACUAAUUUAUGACUCAGACAAAGACCCUUAUACUAUGCAAUUUAUUCAGAAAGUACUUUAUGGACGUCACAACGUUGUCGUUCUUAUUCAAACGACUGAUUCCAAUUUAUUUGGUGUUUUCCACUCCUUCAUCCCGACACAAGAUGAAGUCAAAAAUGGUCCCAAACAAUACAACGAAACACCAAACGACGACAAAAUGUUUUUGUUCUCCAUCAAGCGACAUGACGAAAGUCAAUUCACUUUCAAAAUUUUCAAUAAGAUGUUAAAACAAACGAAGUCUUCAUUAGGGUUGUGCGCAACAGAAAAGGAUGGACAGUACAUUUAUUGGAUCGGCAAUGCAAUUUAUCUCAUUGGAAAAAUUGGGGAGAAAAAGUCUCAGACGAAUGUUUACAUUCACCACUACUAUGAGAUGACUACCAACUCAGACCUCAUCGGUUAUUCCGAGCGAGAGAAGUGGUUUGGUGUUGAUCGAUUCUGUGUUAUCCAGUUGUAG
This is a messenger RNA of Entamoeba invadens IP1, 540 nucleotides long. RefSeq lists its product as hypothetical. The record is from RefSeq and is a predicted model, not a curated record. The transcript has a single exon. The coding region runs from base 1 to 540 and encodes 179 amino acids. Lineage: Eukaryota; Evosea; Mastigamoebida; Endamoebidae.